Messenger RNA from Bipolaris maydis ATCC 48331, 429 nucleotides. The record is from RefSeq and is a predicted model, not a curated record. Lineage: Eukaryota; Fungi; Ascomycota; Dothideomycetes; Pleosporales; Pleosporaceae.
AAAAAGCGCAGAGUGCUUAUAAGCGUAGCCCGCAUAAAGCAAUAGUAGCGAAACACCCCCUCUCUUCCCCUUCCAACCAAAACGAUUACAAAAACGCCCUCGACCUAAUGACGACGCGUAUAGUCCUCCUUCUCUUGAUACCCACAGCGCUAUCGCCAUCAUCACCAGGCAGAGACUCAUCAUCCGUAAUCUCAAAAUUCAUCUCUUCAGCCCCGCCGGCGGCAUCAUCAAUAGCAUGAUUCCCCACCGCAUGGGCCAAACUAGCGAAUUCAUCCGAGUCCAGCUCCACCUCUUCAACAAUAUUACCAUGUCCAUUAUUACCAACAUCUCUCGUUACCAAGUCCUCUUCUUCUUCGGCUGGCGGACUCAGCUUCAAUAAAGGAUACCGGGACCUCCAUACCCCCCGCCCCUCAGAGAUCCCAUCAACUA